This is a messenger RNA of Lolium perenne, 4229 nucleotides long. NCBI's taxonomy places the organism in Eukaryota, Viridiplantae, Streptophyta, Magnoliopsida, Poales, Poaceae. The record is from RefSeq and is a predicted model, not a curated record.
UGCUUGUGUGGAAUGUUGGAGGAAGAGAUCUGUAAUACUGUAGCUGUAGCUCUCAGUCAUGGAGGCGAUUGUCGCCUCGGUGGUCGUGAAGCAGGCCAUCCGGAGCGUUGUGGCGGCCGCAGGCAGUCCAAUGGCGAGACUGUGGAGGAACUGCAAAGCUGACCUGGAGGAGAUGAGGAGCACCCUCAAUCUGUUGGAAGCCGGCUUGAGAGACGCCGAGCGGCGGUCCGGGAAUGAGGAGGCGGUGCGUGUGUGGCUACAACUGCUUAAGGCAGUCGCUCGCGACAUCUCCGGCACUCUCGAUCAGCCCCCACCGCCGUCGUGGAAGAUUUUCGCGAAACUUAGUUUGGUUAACAAGAUAGAACAGCUAAAGAAGAAACUGAAAGCGGUGGAAGAGAAACGCCAUAUAUUCGGCUUUACAUUUCAUAAUAGCUCAAUUAUUGAAGAUAAAGACGCAAGAAGAGAAACGGUGGCAUGUAUUGACGAUGAAUUUAGUAUUGUUGGUCGAUCAAGAGAGAAAGAGGAGAUAGUAAGAAUUCUAUUGCAAUCUGAAAGGAAAAUGACUAUUCUUCCUAUCCUUGGUCUUGGAGGCAUGGGUAAGACCACCUUGGCGAAACUGGUUUUCAAUGAUAGUAGAAUGCAAGAUUUUGAGAGGAGGGCAUGGGUUCAUGUUUCACAAAAUUUCAAUCUGGCAAGAAUAGCAAAAGCUGUUGCAUCACAGUUUCAAGGGGCUGCUGAUGGCUUUGAUGAUCUGCAAUCUCUGUAUAAUCAGCUAGAGAACAUUUCUAGUGGCAAAAAGUGUUUAAUUGUGCUGGAUGACUUGUGGGAGAGUGACAUUGAACUGUUGCGCAAAAUGAAACUAAUGCUAAAUUGUGGUAAACAGAGGAGCAUGGUUAAGAUAAUUGUAACCACACGUAUUGAAUCAAUUGCGCAGGAAUUGUCUACAGCUGGUCCAUAUAAAUUGGGACCAUUGUCGGAUGAUAACUGCUGGACUGUGUUCAAACAAAUUGCUUUUCAGUCGACAAAUGAAGAAGAUUUGUAUGUACUAGAAGCUGUGGGAAGAGACAUUGCUAUAAAGUGCAAAGGUUUACCCCUGGCAGCUCAUGCUGUCGGAUCCAUGCUUCGUAAUAAAAGCAUUGACUUCUGGAAAGCUACCAGAGAUAGUACUACUUGGCAUAAAAGUUCAUCUCACGGUGAUGUCUUACCAUCAUUGAGGUUGAGUUAUGAACAUAUGCCGUCUUAUUUGAAACCAUGCUUUUCCUACUGUGCCAUCUUUCAAAAAGGUUGUGCCAUGGAUAAGGACAAACUAAUUCAGCAGUGGAUUGCUCUUGACUUCGUUAAACCAGCUCUACCAACCUUGUCUCACAAAGUGCAAGCAGAGGAAUAUCUGAGAGAGCUUUUGGCGACAUCUCUCCUUCAGUACUCGGUAUCUUCUCUGGUUACUCAUGAACAUGCCAAAGAUUCAAAAGAACUCAGCAUGCAUGAUUUGGUGCACGACUUGGCACGAUCAGUUGCUGGCGAUGAAACAUUUUAUCUACAUGCUAGAAACCAAAAUACUUCACCCAGUGAUAAUUGUCAUCAUAUAGUUGUGGUUACAUAUGAUAAAAGACUUUCCAGGUCAUUGUCUGCUAAUGUAAGGUCACUACAUAUAAGAGAUUGUGCUGGAAAACAACUUCCUGGUGAUACAUUCUCAUUGACAAAAAACGUGUGUGUCUUGGAUAUAACUGGAUGUGCUUUGAGGAAGUUGCCAGAUCCAAUUCGUCAAUUAGCUCAUUUGAGAUACCUUCAUGCUUCACUUUUGUGUGAUAAAGAUCUUCCUAUGUGGAUUACCCGUCUCGUGAAACUACAUUAUUUGAGCUUACAUGGAUCUUCCAAAAUAUCAGAAUUGCCGAAAUCAAUCGGGAACCUUAAAGAUUUGGUACAUUUGGAUUUAUCAUGUUGUGGAAGCCUUGCGCACUUACCGGAGUUUUUUUCCUACCUUACAAAUCUCUUGGUGUUGAACAUAGCAGAUUGUCCUAGCCUUUCUGCAUUGCCCAAUUCCAUCUGUGACCUUGUGAAUCUAGAGAUCUUAAACCUCUCAGGUUCUACACUGGAAGAACUACCUAAAGGUCUGGGAAAUCUUAAGAAGGUACGGCUGAUGCACCUAUCUAGGUGUUCUAGGCUUCGUGUUUUGCCUGAUUCUGUCUGUAACCUUGUGUCCUUAGAGAAGCUAGACCUAUCUUAUUGUUCUGUUUUGCAAGAACUACCACAUUUCUUUGGCAAUCUUCAGGAACUAAGGUUUCUGGAUUUAUCGCAUUGUUCCAAUCUUGUUAGAUUGCCUGAUUCAUUUGGUUAUCUAAACAAACUGCAUCAUUUAAACUUAGAAGCUUUCAUGCAUUACAUGCCCUUGCACCACAGUGAUCUACACCACUACUUUGCCAUGCUAUUUCGAGUCCUGUGUAACCUAUCCAACCUGCAAUACCUAAACUUCUCAGCAUGCCCUGUUUCUUUUCUUCCUGAAUCUCUUGGUAGCCUCAAAAUGCUUCACACGUUGGAUAUCUCACGUUGCCUUUCCUUAAGAAAAUUGCCACAGAGCAUUCUUAAAUUGCCAAACCUUAAAUCUUUAGUUGUGAAGAAUUGUUUUCCACCUAUCGAAGAUCAAAUCAAGCAAUCCGCACUGGACAAUGGUUUGAUGUCACUGCCAAAGUUUUUUGUAUGUGCCAUGGCUGGUGGUGAGUCCAGCAAUAUUUUGCAGCUUGAGGCUGCAGAUGCUGAAGAGCUUGAGAUUAAAUUUCUUGAGAAUGUGGUGAGUUUGGAAGAAGCUAAGAAAGUCAAUCUGGCAUGUAAAUCAAGGCUUUCCAUGCUAUUUCUCUCUUGGACUGGCAAUGCUGUUGACCAUCUUGUGGAUGAUGAGUCUUUGCUUGGGGAGCUCCUACCCCCAACCACCUUGGAGCAGUUAAUUCUCCAAGGUUACAUGGGCAUCAGAUUCCCAAGCUGGAUGUGCUCUGCUACAUAUCUUACAAACCUUUCCAGAAUAGAGUUGCAUAAUUUGCAGGGAUGCACCGAGCUACCAUCACUUGGUCAAUUACCUAAUUUGCAAGAGUUAUCUCUCCGUGCAUUGCCAAACAUCAGGAAACUGGAUAAGAAUUUCUGUGGUGGUAAUCGAGCAUUCAAAAAGCUGACAAAAUUUGUUAUGCAGGACAUGAAUAAUCUGGAAGUCUGGUAUACGAGAGUAUUAAUAGAUGCUGAAUAUAAAAGGGAAGAAGUCAUGUUUCCUAUCCUUCACAAGUUGCUGAUACAUAGAUGCAACAAGUUGAUGGUUAAACCAUGUCUGCCUGUAGCCGCGGAAUGGGUCAUAGAGGUUAAUGAUAUUAUAGUAUCAUCAUGGGAUGGUAAAGGACAUUCUAACAUUAUCUCUAAUUCGACAACUUGUUUAGAAAUAUCAGAUUGUCAUGUCAAGCCUGAUGGUUGGAGGCUGCUCUAUCAUCUCCCAGGUCUUUGCAAGUUAAAGCUCCGCAUGUGCAAUGAGUUAAACAGCUUACCAGGAAGCAUUCAAGUCCUGACCUCCCUUCGGUCACUACUUGUGUUUGCAUGCCAUAGUUUGACAGAACUGCCAGAAUGGUUAGGCAACCUUACCUCACUACAAGAACUGGAAAUCAACUAUUGCCCUAAGCUUGAGUCCUUACAUGGGAGCAUGCAGCGCCUUACCUCACUCAGAUUGCUGCACUUGGGUCACUGCAACAACAUCUCGUCACUGCCAGAGUGGUUCAGCCAUCUCAUCUCUCUCCAGAGACUUGAGAUCUCAGGAUGCCAACUAAUCAAGUCUUUACCACGAUCCAUGCAACACCACAGAUCUCUGAGGGAACUACAAAUCAGGCAUAACCCUGAACUUAAGCAAUGGUGUGAGUUUUUCUUGGAUGACAAAGAAAUAGUGUGAACCAGAUGAGAACAAAGAAAUUGUUGCUUAAACUAAAGAAGGCGGGAGAAGUGAAAGCUAUGGAGGAUUUUGAGUCAGCGCCUCAGCGGUCCACUGGUGAGUGGUGACAUGAUUUGUAAACUAUGACCGAGAGGAACUCCAGGUUGUAACAGGAAAAACUGGAGCUAACUUACAGGACGUAGCUUCACACAAAAGUGCAUGUCAUGGUUGAGCAGAACUUACAGAUACUUGAAAGGUGCUGUACAGAUGUCUGGAUCCAAAAUUUCCAAAUGUACAUGUGCGUGGUACCAUGUGCGUGUGCUUGUAACCUGUA